UCGGUCGAAGUAAGACGUCUGCGCCGCAUAUACGUACGUGCGACCUACACUUGCAAACCCGGCAAAUCCGUGGCACCGUAGCAGUCAGUGGUAGAGUGGGUGAUCGCGUGCGUGACUUCACUAAACGGUGCUUUUGUUGUUUUUGCUUUCCCCUCUGUCGUGCGCGCUCUUUUUCUCUAUAUCUCUCGCUCGUUAUCUGGCGCUGCUAGCAGUAUUCUAUCGUGCACCGCUUUCGAGAGACGCGAGGAAACCCCAACACCUUAAGGGAGUGGUGAUUUUUUCGUGCAUAAUUCAAACCGGAUUGAAACGGAAGUGAAAGGUGCAAAUUGUGCGUGGCGCGUACUAGUGUCGGUGAACUCGCCCUCGUGUGUCACAAAGAAAUUGAUGUUUGCAGGUGUUUGAUUUGCGCAACACGACUGUGUGAUGGUGUGUGAAUUACAGUGAGGUUAUCAUCGGCUCCUGUCGAAAAAAGUUAGCAAUAAAAGUACCUCAGUACGUACAAAGAAAAGAGAAGAGAUAGCGGAUGUGAGAGCGAUAAAGAGAGAGAACGAAACGGGAGAAAAGGAUCAGAAAAAGCUCAAUCGAGAAAGUGCACGGCUGUGUAGUGUGUGAAAGUGCAUUCAAGCGGUAAAUGAAGUUGCAAUCGAAUUGGGAUAUCGAAAGCCGAUACCCGAACCCGAUAGUUUGAUCUCUAUAGUGAUGACCACCAUUGCCAAGUGACAGUCGAUUCUGGCGAUAGUGAUUGUCAGGAGCCCGUUCUACAACUCCGAAACCAAGCGAGGACUGAGAAUUGAACCGAAAGCUUCCUGGAGCGCAAAGAGCAUUGAUUCAAAGCGACGACAGUUGAAGAGAGAAAAAAAAAAGAAUACGUUAUCAACGUCAACGCACCCUGGAGCUGUCACUGUUUGCGGUUGCUGUCGAUACGGAAUCUGCUCACAUCAGUCCAGUGACUGAAGGUCGAGAAAAGUUUGACUAGCAAAUUGUUUGGGUUAUUCAAUCCGUUGCCGAUGGUGCGUUCAACAGAAAGGGCUGAUAAAACUGAACGAAAACAAAACUUAAAAGAAGAAUCUAUAAACUAUCGUUCGUGAUAUCAAGGAUUCUUUUACGGCAUAUGAAACACAAACCCAGGCAGAGUAAUUAGUUGCACGUAUUUUUAAAGUAAUCUAUAACAUAAAACAACAAGUUUGCGCCUUUGAUAAUGGUAACCGUUAGGCAGCUGUCCCGUCCGAUGGCGCUCAGUGGUAUACUGCUGCUAAUGGUCGGUAUUAAUCAAACCCGAGCGACUGCUAGUGAAAAUCAAACUACCAGCUCACAGCCAAACGAGCUGGUACAAUUUGAGGACGCCCUUACAGACUACGUUGGCGACUGGUUCAGCCGAAAUUCGAGGAAUCUACUUGAAACUACGCUGCUCGAUUGGCAACCUGCAGCCGGACCGAGCAAUGCCUCCGCGACGCUCAGCAACUUUGAUCGAACUAUCAUUAAGGGUGUUGCUCGGCUGCUCGGUACGGCUGCAGAUGCCGUACAAAGCCGGGCGUCAGCAAAGACCCCUGAGGCUGGACGAUUGUUUUUCUUCAAAGGCAUGAAGAAAUUACUCUGGCCGGUCAUGAUUGGACUUCAGGUAGUAAAAACCGUACUGAUCAUGAUGUUUCUCCCGAGCAUCAUCGGUUCGCUCGGCAAGAUCGUGGGCAAAGGCCUCUCGUCAGUGUCUGGAUUAUCCCAUCCGGUACAGACGGUGGACGACUUGGACUUCAAGGACACUACCUCUUACAAUGCGGAUCACGACUUUGGAAUGAACGAUGGCAACAACUAUCUGCCUCCGGACGACACUCACGCAUCCGGUACCAGCUACAACUCAUACGUGUACGAUCCUGCUUCGAUGGGUGCACACACCAACGCAGCGAACGCUCUGUCCCGGCUGGGCUAUGGUGGUGGACGGGUGACGUACGUUGGCCCAUCUAUGGUCCAGGCGGCGAACCGGCGGAAGCAGCAGUCGGCGAAGAAUGACUUCAAAAUAUUCCACGACAUCCCAAGCAGUAGUUUGCUGCUCACGAACUACGAUCCGUUCUACAGUCCGCUAUUGUCGCGGCUGGACGCCAUCUUUGCCCAGAUGGGUUUGUCAAACAAGGAGGAACAGUGCCGGCAGCGGCUCGUCUGCUUAAUGUACGCUAAUCCGGCCAAAUAUGCACCGUACAGCAAUCUCAUCUCGGCCCAACUGAGCAGGGAGCUGGAUGAGCUUCGAAAGCCUACCAAUGAUAAUCCAGACAUACUGCGAUUCUUCAAGUAUAUGCGAGCGGCCAAGGACGGCCAGGAUGGGGUGGAUUGUGAUGCGCACUACAAGGAAUGUACCGGCUACAAGGACCUAUCGAAUCCAGCCAUGGUUACCACGUUUAACGACAUCAAUAAACUCGUGCACGCCCGCAAACUGUGA
Messenger RNA from Anopheles merus, 2428 nucleotides. RefSeq lists its product as uncharacterized. Lineage: Eukaryota; Metazoa; Arthropoda; Insecta; Diptera; Culicidae. Bases 1199 to 2428 code for a protein of 409 amino acids. The record is from RefSeq and is a predicted model, not a curated record. The transcript is spliced from 6 exons.